AUGUCGGCUCGUCACGAUGUUGUAGAUGUCACCACGGGUCAGUCAACACGUCCUGGAGAGCCACAUGUCCUGAUCAAGCGCUCUGAUCAAAAGUGCUCUGCCCGUGAAGCGAGCAUUGAUGCACUUCGUGAUGAUGAAGCUGACCCCGCUCGCGAUGAUACACCAAUAAGGCCCGCGCCAGAACCUCUAAUUUCAUGUCCACUUUGCGCACUUAGGAAGGGAAUACUGAAGAAAGUGCGCUUUGAUGAAGCAUGCGGGCCCAUGGAAAAAGAAAACCACGGCGAAGACGUGGUGCCUGUUGAUUCGGCAUUGCGCGACCGCCAUGUGGCACAGGAAGUUUACCAUGAGAGCUCAUUGAAGCCAAAAGGUAGUCAGAUCUAUCCAUCAAUCCUACCGUCACUCGCACCUCCACCGCCACCGCCUCCUCCUCCACCACCGCCCCCAACGGAUGCGCCCCGGCCUCCUACACUCUUCAACAAGGCUAUUGAACAGGAUGAAUAUUUGAACGCAGCGGCCCUUCGACUGUACACUAGCUUCAUAGAUGAACUCUCAGAGUUCGUCCUACAGCAAGAUGAGGUGAUAAGAAUGCGACUUGCUGUUCAGGAGAGGCGGAAGGAGCUACACAGACUAAGAGAACAAGUUUCCAAAUGCGACAUGAUGCUCAUCAACUGCAUGCGCGAAAGAGUCAAUGGAAGCCUUUCAUCGGACGACCGUACAAUGCUCCAUCUUUUCGAAGCAUCACAGGCGGCAAGGGAUGAGAUCGGGCCUGUCGAAUCAGAAUACGAACCAUUUGAGAUCAUGUUAGGGUCCAAAGAGCAUCAGCUAGUCGAAAAUUAUGCCAAAUUAGAGGGAACCUUCGAUCAUUUCUUCCGACUCAAUACAGCACCGGUGACUAAGCCAAAGGAACCAUCUGAAAUCGAAUAUGAGGCUUCGUCGGUGGCCUCUGCUGACAACGAAGAUGCUGCUUUUGGAGACACUGAGCACCUGCAUGGAGCUCUGAUCGGGGAGAAUGUUGGUAUUGGCCAACUGCCAAAGCAUGCUGCACAGCUCAUACCAGGCGCACGAAAGCAUGGGGUGUCCGGUGGUUCACAUAGAAGGACCGUGUCUUUAGGAUCCACCGACAUACCGAGACCUCGCAGCAGCGGUUUUGCAGAUGAGCGGACAUCAUUCAAUCAUUCGACAGGCACACUCAAUUUCAUCGGUAUUUGGAUCACUGAUACCCUGAGUUUGUCCGGGACUGGUGCCAUGCUUCAGGAACGACCUGACGAUGAAUCAGCAUUCUCUAGGAGUAAUUACAUCGACAUACCUGACGCACUACCAGAUUUUAUGGAAAACUACCCCGUCAACCCGGGGCUCGAGGAAGGCAAUCCUUUGCUCUUGCUUGGCGAGAGCAACGAGACUCGUAGCAUCCUUAGUGACUAUCUCGUAAACUUCGAAAGCACACCUGACAGAGUAAACCGCUGGAUAUUGCACCAGCUUCGGAUUUCACCACGGGAGAUAUACACGCUUCACAGAAACAUUGCGGAACACAUGGGAGAGCCAUUUCACGAAGCUUCAUCAGUACUCAAAGCAUGGCCGCAUGACAGUCUUGGUCACGACAGUUCGUACAAUCAAGGAUCAGUCGAGUUUGAAGGAAGCUAUCAGAACCCACAAGCUCUUGGGUACCAUGGAGCAUGUCCUCCUGAAUGCCGUGAUACACACGGCUGGCCAAACAACGAAGCGUGGCUAGUGCAUCAGUCAUCCACUUUCUCUAAUGUAGAAUUUACACCGAGUUUGCAACAUCAGCAUAGAUCGGAGUCUAUCAAGCUGAAGCAGCAUGAACUACUAUCAGGCCUUUAUGACGAAGACUGA
Alternaria burnsii is the source of this 1851-nucleotide messenger RNA. RefSeq lists its product as uncharacterized. NCBI's taxonomy places the organism in Eukaryota, Fungi, Ascomycota, Dothideomycetes, Pleosporales, Pleosporaceae. Bases 1 to 1851 code for a protein of 616 amino acids. The transcript is spliced from 2 exons. The record is from RefSeq and is a predicted model, not a curated record.